Messenger RNA from Clupea harengus (Atlantic herring), 3215 nucleotides. RefSeq names its product BEN domain containing 7 (gene bend7). Gene Ontology annotation, molecular function: DNA binding. The record is from RefSeq and is a predicted model, not a curated record. Lineage: Eukaryota; Metazoa; Chordata; Actinopteri; Clupeiformes; Clupeidae.
UUUUUUUUUUUACGUCGGACGUGGUACACGUCUCAGUUGAUAACAUACUUUUCGAAGUCGAACUAGUGUCAGUGAGUCUGACGACGCAAAAACAACUUUCUUUUGAUAACUAGCUGUGACAGUCCGUCACAGUGAGUCACACUCAGUCCUAAUCUGGAUGCUCAUAUUUUGUUCCGAAAAUAUUCAGCUACCAUCAGGUGGCGCAAAGGAAUAGAUGUGACGAUUUUUUAAGUAUUAAUCGUUUAUUUAUUUACAUCACAAACGACCAUCUCCCAAAAGGACACAAACUGUAGGACAGCAACCGUUAGUUCUGUUAAAUCCCCGAAAAGUGAAUCCAGAAGUCUUACGUUUGCGACAGAGGAAGAGUUGUCCGAAGGAAAUGGAAUAACGUAAAUAGCGUAAUGAAGCGGAGUUUUGGCUGAUUAAAGAGACGGACCCUCGUCCUGCUGAGGAUUCGAAAACGUUGCUAGAUCUUGGCAUCAUCUGACACACCUUUUACGCCGUUAAUUUGAGAGAAGAAUGGAGUUCGCAGAGAGAAGGAGGAGCAGAAAAUCUCAGAGCUUUAAACUGAUAAAUGAUCAAGAAUUUGAAUCUGAGUGCUUUGACAGUGAUGUCAAUAGCGCUGUAAAUGGGGAAUCAAAAGAAGGUGUGCCUGAAGCCUGGCUUGAGGAUGAAGGAAAGGAAAUAAAAAGACAGAUCACUGGUAUGAUGCGCGUGCUAAAUGACAAAGCAGGCCGGGUAUAUCAACGGGUGGGGAGAGAAGGGGAAAACUUGAAACAGGAACCCCAAGAUGAGCUUCUGAGCUGGGCCUCAACAGCUGAUCUAGAGCCUGAGGUACCCCAGCACAGUUCCUGGACCUGCAGUCCCCAACCCAGCAACCACCCCACUUCUGGCCAAUACAGCACUCGGUCCAAAACCCAGAAGGUGCUCAACCGGACCAAAGAUCUGAGUAACUCCAAUGACAUGGCACUCCCUCAACCUUAUGUAGUCACGACGACAAAGUCCAGCUGCUGCAUGUGUAACUGCAAGACCACUCUGCAGGCCAUCCUGCUUGAACUCCGCUCCAUGAGGAAAAUGAUGCAGACACAAAAAGGAACUCAGGAGAAGCAGGUUGCCCUGAGCAACACUUGCUCUGCCCGUUGCCCUGUAACCAGGAAGAGAGCCCGCAAGAGGAGGCCAGUGCACAGGGUGGCACCGCUAACCAAACCCGUGAACGGAGCUGCACCCUCAUCACAACCCCCUACAAGCCCUCUGCCUCACUCAUCCGAACACAGAGAGAGGACUGUUUCAGCCCCAUUGGCUCCUGCUCUUUCUAGCCCUGCCUCCACCUCUGUGACCCCACCCAUUUCACACUACAGUCCAAUCACAGGGCCAAAUUCAGCUGAGCCCGAGGUUCAGCUGGCAGACGACUAUGAUGUCUUCAUUCCCAAGUCCCAGCUGGACUCCAUCCUGGUCAACUACACUCGCUCUGGGAGCCUGCUCUUCAGGAAGCUGGUGUGCGCCUUCUUCGACGACACUACUCUGGCCAACUCCUUACCCAAUGGGAAGAGAAAGAGGGGCCUGAAUGACCACAGAAAGGGGCUCGAUCAGAACAUAGUAGGUGCCAUCAAAGUUUUCACAGAGAAGUACUGCACAGCAAACAGAAUUGAGAAGCUUCCAGGAGCCAGGGACUGGGUCCAGAUCCUACAGGACCAGAUCAAACUGGCUCGAAGGAGAUUAAAAAGAGCAGAGACAGCUGCAGAUGCUGAGGAGACCCGCAACAGGCCACCUUCUCACACCACAGUAGAAUCUCCUGAGGUCUCUACUCAACAGAAGAAUGACCAUCAUGGACAGACAGGUCAGUGAGGCCACCUGCAUAGACUACAUGCGAACAUGUGGUGACUGUGGAAAGCCAGACAGUGUUUUUGCAAUGGAAAUGGUGUCAUAAAUGCUCCAGACUAAAAUCACAAGUUCGGUCAAAGGAGUUUGCCUGUGCAGGGGAUAUCACAUUCAGACUCCUGCAGAAGGCAUUACAUUUGUCUAAGGAACCGUACCAGGUUCAUGGUCCAUGGUCCUCUCCCUCUUCUCUGAAACACAUUAAGGAUGCAGUGUCAUCCUUUUAACACAGAAGUGAUUUGUUUGGUUGAUCAGACAUGCCAUCUUUGGACUCGAUGUCUGUCCAAUUGCCUUGUAAUUUGACCUAUAGGAACCAAAGAGCCCAAAUAACCACACAGACCAGUGUUGCCAUUUAAUGACCAUUCUAGACACCACGGUUGUUAUUCAGACACCAACAUAGUUGUCUCAUAAAUACCUAGUUAAACCCAUACCAAACACCUAAUCCAAGGUAAUUGACUGUGAUGAGUGCCAUCUAAUCUGUCAUUCUUAACACUACCUCUGUGUAUUUUGUUUGAGAGUAUGUUUGAAAUAACAUCCUAUUUUUUAAACCUCAGAAACUGUAUAGUGACAAAAUGGUCAAUAUUGAGUGAAAAAAAAAUUGUGGUGUGUCUGAUGUUACCGAACCUGUAAGAUGUUUUCAGUAUCUAUGAAAAAACAGCCAAACUUCUCUCUCAGAGACUGGCUUCUACAUGUUGACCCAGUCAAGCUAAUAUUAAAUGUCUUGAUGUCGUCAUCACAAUGAGAAUGAUUUUUGUGAGAUGCUCAGUGGUGACAACGUGGCUGUUUGUUAAAGGUAAGGUCCUUGAUCCUGGUGGAAGGUUGUUGAUAUUUGAAAAAUGCAACCCUCGUUUCCAUUCUCCUCAAGCAAUGUUGGAGUGUGAGUGCCCGUUGUUGUUGAUUGGCUGUAUUUUGUGUAUGGCUCAGUCCGAGACAUGUGUUUCUUUCCUAUUUACCGAGCCAGGCAGUGCACGAAUACUGGAGUUUUGUUUUUUUGAGUGCACACACUGGAUGGACAGCUAGAGGAACGUGAGGAGAAUUGAGCUGAAUUUAAGUAAAAGAGUAAUGAAUUAUAAUUAAGGACAGCGCUUUUAAAUGAAUUAAUUGAAUCUAACUAAUCUAAUAAUGUGCACAAAACGUAUUUUGUGGUUUCACUCUGCUUUUUCUGUGAAAUAUUUUUGAGCUCUUACAUCAUGUAAGAAUUGUAAUGAUUUCAGUAUUUGUAGGCAACAGUAUUUGUCCAGAAAAGUAAAUGCACUUCAUGCUCUAGAGUCUAAAUAAAAAGUGAUAAAAUGCAAUAUGUUAAUGUUGGAUUAAAGGUAAAAUAAAAUGAUAUGACUGUC